AUCCCAGCCUCCCUCUCUAGAUAUCCAACCCACUCCUCUCCGCCCGCAAACGGUUCAUACGGUAAGAAAAAAAGAGAACUGUUUCAAACACGUCGACAUAAAUAUAACUACUCGAGCUCCCUUUUAUUUCCCCUCGUCCUCCCGACGGACUUCAGUACUUUUAUACAUUCAGAUCUCCUAUGCCAGAGACCACUCAGAAAGCACGGAUUUUUUCCUCCUGAGCAUGAGAAGGAUUGCCAAAUCAUCCGCAAUCCAACAUCACCGACUGAGACACCAGCAUGAGCCCUGGAUACAUAUGCUCCAGCAGAAGUUGUUGGCUAGAGAAUUAAGAAAUCUUGGAGCACAAAUACAGCAAAGAGAGGAGAGUCAGUUUUAGGUCUCCACAUAAUGGAGUGAGAAUGAACAGAGAGCGGCUUAAAAAAAAGCAUGAACUGGAGGUUUAUUGAGGUCAUCUGCUUCCUGUUUAUAUGGGACCAUAUAACAGUUCAGUCUACUCGCCAGGACCUAUUGGCUGCUGAACAACAUGUCACCAAGCAAUAUGACUGGCUCAUCUCUGACCGUGGACCUUUCCACCACUCUCGGAGCUAUCUGUCCUUUGUGGAAAGAUUCCGCCAAGGAUUUACAACCAGAUAUAAAAUUUAUAGGGAAUUUGCACGUUGGAAGGUGAGAAACACUGCAAUUGAGAGAAGGGACCUCAUCCGGAACCCCGUGCCACUCAUGCCUGAGUUCCAGCGCAGUGUACGCUUGCUGGGCCGAAGACCCACCACUCAGCAGUUUAUUGACACUAUCAUAAAGAAAUAUGGAACCCACAUUCUCAUCUCAGCCACCUUGGGAGGAGAGGAGGCUCUGACCAUGUAUCUGGCCAAGAACAAGCUGGAUAGGAAGCUGGUCAAUGCUACCCAGAAUGUUGAAGCCCUCCACCAGCUGGCAUCAUCCUACUUCAUUGACCGCGAUGGCACAAUGAGGAAGCUGCAUGAGAUCCAGAUCUCCACAAAUGCCAUCAAGGUGACAGAGACACGGACAGGGCCUCUGGGAUGCAGCAGCUAUGACAAUUUGGACUCAGUUAGCUCGAUCCUCCUGCAGAGCCCUGAGAGCAAGCUUCAUCUGCAAGGCCUUCAGGUCAUAUUCCCAGAAUACCUGCAGGAGAAAUUUGUCCAGUCAGCUCUGAGCUACAUCAUGUGCAAUGGAGAGGGGGAGUAUGUGUGCCACAACAACCAAUGCAUCUGUCAGUGCGCUGACGAUUAUCCCCAGUGCAACUGUCCCAUCACUGACAUCCAGAUCAUGGAAAAUACCCUACUGGUGAUGUCUGAGUCCUGGGCAAGCUCUUAUAAAGAUUUUGAAAGCUCUGAUGAGUUCAAGUCGUUCCUGAAGAGACUCCCAUCCACUCACUUUUUGCCCAUCAGUAGUGUGCAUCUCCUUUGGGGCAGCGACUGGGACCUGCAGGCACGUUACAGACUCCUUCAGAGUUCCCUGGAGAUCCAACGGCUCAAGAUCCAACGAACCGCCCGCAAGCUAUUUAGCCUCAGCAUCCGUUGUCUACACAAUCCCAGCCACCACAUGCCAAGAGAAAGGUCUGUGAUGCAGUGGCUCAACAGGGUUCAAUCCUUCCUGUACUGCAAUGAGAAUGGGUUCUGGGGUACCUUCCUGGAGAGCCAAAAGGCAUGUGUGUGCCACACAGGUGCAACUCUGUGCCAGCGACCAAUCCCAUGUGUCAUAGGUGGCAACAACAGCUGUGCCAUGUGCAGCCUGGCCAACAUCUCACAAUGUGGCUCCUGUAACAAGGGCUACAAGCUGUACCGUGGCCGCUGUGAGCCCCAGAAUGUGGACUCUGAACGUAGUGAGCAGUUCAUAAGUUUUGAAACUGACCUUGAUUUUCAGGACCUGGAACUAAAAUACCUGCUGCAAAAAAUGGAUUCAAGGUUGUACAUACAUACCACUUUCAUCAGCAACGAGAUCCGGCUGGAGACAUUCUUUGACCCAAGAUGGCGCAAGCGCAUGUCCCUGACUCUUAAAAGUAACAAAAAUCGAAUGGACUACCUCCACAUGAUCAUCGGUUUGUCAAUGAAAAUCUGUCAGAUGCGAAAUAGCAGUAUUGAUCCCAUGUUUUUUGUGUAUGUCAACCCUUUCAGCGGCAGCCACUCAGAAGGCUGGAGCAUGCCCUUUGGCGAACAUGGUUAUCCACGAUGGGAAAAAACACGACUGCAGAACUCACAGUGCUUCAACUGGACUCUUCUUCUGGGUAACAGAUGGAAGACCUUCUUUGAAACAGUGCACAUUUACCUGCGCAGCCGUGCUAAGGUUCCGACUGGCCUCCGGAAUGAUACAGGACAGGGUCCAGUGGAUCUGGCAGACCCAAACAAGCGACAGAUCUACAUUAAGAUUUCAGAUAUCCAGGUUUUUGGUUAUAGUCUGCGGUUUAAUGCUGACCUGUUGCGCAGCGCCGUGCAGCAGGUUAACCAGUCAUAUACACAAGGAGCUCAGUUCUACUCAUCCUCGUCUGUGAUGCUACUGCUGUUGGACAUUAGGGAUCGGAUUAACCGCUUAGCACCCCCUACUUCACCUGGCAAACCACAACUGGACCUCUUCUCUUGUAUGCUGAAACAUAGGCUGAAGCUAAACAACAGCGAGAUGAUACGAGUAAACCAUGCCUUGGACAUGUACAGUACAGAGAUACUCAAACAAUCGGACCACCUGACUACAAAACUAUGUUGAGCAUAACAUUAAUAUAAGAACAGUAAUCAACAGAGAAACAACAAACUAAUUAACUAUGAGGGAAUGUUAGUCAUAUUUUUGUUCGCUUUUCUUUUUUGACCUUUUCUGCCUUUUGAUGUAUUAUUAACUUUGUAAGUAUAAUUCUUAAAAAACAAGAAAAGGGUAAAGAUGAAAAGCUUUUCUGGCAGAUAAAAAAGAUCAAUUGAAACUCUAUAUGGACUGUAUCAUAUUUGUCCCAGCAUGUCUGUAAUUUCCUUAAAGAACCUUGAAAGGAACAAGUGGAAAAAAGAAAACAUCGAAUCUAUGUACUGGAGGAAAAGGAGGCCUUGAUUUUAACAUAAGGGAUCAAAGAUUGCAUCUGAAACUGCCAUUCUUUCUUCAGAAAAAAAAUCUGACAUUUUUAAAGGUACAAAAAAACACAAGGGCAGACCAGACAUCGGUUUAUUUCACUGGAUGGGGAAAGUAUUUCAAACAUACCAGACAGUUUAGAAUAAAAUAUUUAUACAUUCUAAUUAAUUAAAUGCUCUAGUGAAUAAGUAGUCAUUACAUUUUUUACAUUUAAGAGCCAACAGGAAAUCAGCAUUGCUUUUAGAAAGGUAUUUAAAACUGUCCUUGUUCUGAAAUAUGAGGCACAUGACAGGGCAGUAAUGAAGAGUCAUGAUAAAAACAAAAGCCAGCUGUUUAUAUAUACAUACGUGUGAUUGAAUGUGUGUGAAUGUGUCUGUAAACAUCUUUUUUGCAUUAAUGCUUAACACUUUGUUAAUUGAAUGUGUCAUAUGAGAUUGACCCCUCGUCUCUGUUCUAUCUUGCAUUUUGAAUGCUCCCCCUCAUUCCCUUAUGAAACGCCAGCUUUUUGCUUGUUUUUUAUUUUUUUGGUUUUCAAAAAAAAAAAAACAGUACAGUAUACCUCCCGGCGAGUGAACGCAAUAUUGUGGUCUGAAGAUUAUAACAAUCAAUGCUAUUUUGUACAGCUUUGCAAAAUGUACAUGAGACUGCUGAUCUGUGGAGCUUUUCAGCACUGAGAGCAAAACGUAAACAUUCAUCAUUCAGGCACAUUUGCAAGACAACCGAAAGCCAUACACUUUCCUGAGGUAGACAUACAGUAUGUCAUGAAGCUCACUCUGUACCUGUUCCAUGUGUAUGUUUUUGUUCAACAACUUCAAGUGAUUUCAGACAAGAGCACAGCAAAAAGAAAAAUGGCGAGUGGAGACAUAACAUGUUGAGUGAAAUUGUGUUGUUAAAGCCAUUUAACUUGUAUUUUGUGCUGCAGGAAAAAUAAUAAGAAAAAAAUCUUAUAUUAAAGCUUAUAAUACCUUUUGAAAGUGUUACUCUGUAAGCUUUUUAUGACCAUGUGUAAAAAAUUCUCUUUAUGUUUUAAGCUAUGAAGUUCAACAUUUUCUGCAUGUUGCUGGCAGUAUAAAAAGAGCUGUGACUGUGUUUUAACUCAGUCUUUAACAUAAAGCACUACCUAUGUAUUAAUGGUCAGAUUUCAUUUUAAUAAUUCAAUGCUGAAACGCCUAUAAUGUGGUUGAUAUUUGCAGGUGGGCCCCUCUACUGAAUGCUCACUACAAAAACAAGCUUAGUGUGUUAUUCUGUUGUGUUUUUAUUUUAUUUUUUUAUUUUUUGAGCAUCACACAAAAAAUAAAGACACUAAACAACGUUGUCCCCUUAAACACAAAUUAGAAGCCCUUUUUGAGUAAAAUGUACCAGCCCUGAAAUUGUUCUCAUAUAUUUGAAAACCACAAUUUUUCCAGUAAAUCCUAUAUGUAAGUUUUUUGUUGUGUUGUUAUUAAUUUCAUGUCUAGUAAUCUCAUGAUGUGUAUUUUUUGUGAUGUAUUUCCUUGUCCUCUUCAUCAAAAACUGCUCUUGUCUUUGUGAAACAAGUCUUGAUAAAAAAAAAAAAAAAGAUUCAAGACAGAUGUGCAAACCCCCUUGUGUUGUGAAGGACUCAAUGCAAACAACAUUAAAAAUUGGAAUUCCAAAACAUUUGAUAAAAUAGGUUUUGGGAAUUCCAAUUUUAACUGAUUUUAAUACAUUAAACAAACAAACCACAGCCUUUUCUUGAUUUAUCUAGAUUUUUCUUCUAGAAUGAAUCAAAGGCAAUCAUCUCUGGCUUGGCGUCAUUGUGAUUUUCCUAAUUAUCUUUUUGUUUUUGUUACUGUUACACCCGCCAUGUGUCUAUGUUAAAGCACUUUUACUUCUUAAGUGAUCUUAGUAAGAAGGUACUUGCUUAUUUGGUAAUUGUUGAGCAACAAAUUGAAACUAAAAUCCGGUUUUGGGUUAAAAUGUGCAAUAUGAUUUAAGAAAACUGUUAAAUAUAAAUUUACAUUGGAAACCUAAUCAGGAUCCCAUUCAGAAAGCUGUUAGCAACAGUGUUAGGAUGGAGUUCUAAAAUAUAGGUUAUUAUUGGCUAUUUUUGGACUCUUUCCUUAUUUUGUUUGCAAGUCAAUCCAAAUACAAGCACUGUGUCUCAAUUAACAUACUUCCAUGUUACACUUUCUUACUUGUGCCCAUUAGUGAAUUUCCACUAAAAGAAGCAGUCUGGCAGUGUGUCCUGAUAAAGUCACUGGAGCAUGAAUAGUUUCAUAUAAUCACCACUGAUUGUCAUUUACUUGGUUAUAAAAGAACAGGCAUAACAAAGCUGCUGCAAUAGUUGCCAUUAAUUGAAAGUACACGUGUUGUAGUAUUACUUGAAACUCAUGCAUGUUAAGCUAUUGUCUUCAUUGUAGUUUUAAUGUAGGUGUAUGGUCAAAGGUUUAACAUGUCUGCAAAAUGCUGUAACCAGUGUGACAAUCAUGGUCAACAUUGCAUUUUGCUUUUAUCCCCAAGUCAUAAAAGGAACUCAUUUAAGAAGCUACCUUGACAAAUUGCACUCACAAUGUAAAGAUAUGAAACGUGUAGAUGAUUUAUUCCUACAAAAAUUUAAACAUUGAGACACAGUAAAAAGUCAAACUUGUUCACUAAUUGGCCACGGAAGUGCAUGCCAUAUUUAUUCAGUGUCAGUAAUGGACUAUCCAAAUGAACUGUUACUUUAUUAUUAUUAUUAUGAUUAAGUGCCUGUUAUCAAUCCCUUUAAAUAUGUUUAAAGCUGGAAAAAUGACGUUUUACAAAAGGAAUAACACUUAUUUAGUUUAAUUAUUUAGGAUCAUUAAUGUAGAUCAAAUAUAUUGUUUUUUCUGUCCUACAAAAGACAACACCAUAAAAAGAGGCUUGUGCAUGAGGAGGUGACUAACCACCAGACAGAGACAACAGAUAACUCAAAAUGAUGGUGGAUAUUUCUGUCCUCUGUUGUACAAUAUAUUUGUAAAUAGAAUCUCUAUUACAGUAAUAAUGCUGUGCUACAGUAACACUAUCAUAAAAGAUCAAUGCUGAAAGGAAAUACAAAGAUUAUUUCAAAAAAUGCCCUCCAAGUACAUUAGCACAAACUAUGGGGCACCAAUGUGUUAUAUACCUGAUUAGACUCAUGACCACCUAUGACUGUUUUAUAUGAUAAACAUACUGUAUACUGCAAUUUAGUUUAAGCCACUUGCAAGGUCCAUAAGACAAGCACAUUUACUUGUAUGGCAUUUUGCUACAAAAGUGUUGCUUUCUGUACAUGUAUCCAUAAAUAUGUCUGAGCAUUUUUACACCUAAUAACUUGCUUAUGUAUGAUUUUUUUUUUCUUUUUUUGGGAUUAUUAUUAUACCAUCUAAUUUUAAAUGAAUGUUUCAUAUAAU
Molecule: messenger RNA, 6428 nt
Organism: Cyprinodon variegatus (sheepshead minnow)
Lineage: Eukaryota; Metazoa; Chordata; Actinopteri; Cyprinodontiformes; Cyprinodontidae
Gene: brinp1
Product: bone morphogenetic protein/retinoic acid inducible neural-specific 1
Exons: 8
Coding region: 427-2712 (761 amino acids)
Biological process (GO): positive regulation of neuron differentiation; negative regulation of mitotic cell cycle
Source: RefSeq, a predicted model, not a curated record